Molecule: messenger RNA, 4360 nt
Organism: Macrosteles quadrilineatus (aster leafhopper)
Lineage: Eukaryota; Metazoa; Arthropoda; Insecta; Hemiptera; Cicadellidae
Exons: 13
Coding region: 17-1660 (547 amino acids)
Biological process (GO): regulation of mitotic spindle organization; regulation of mitotic nuclear division; activation of protein kinase activity
Cellular component (GO): cytoplasm; nucleus
Molecular function (GO): protein kinase binding
Source: RefSeq, a predicted model, not a curated record
ACUGAAUGGAUCUCAAAUGCUUUCUUCCACUAGAAUUUGUGAAACUUCAUCAUUAAUAGGAGCUGAGGAUGAUUGUCUUUCACAAAAUAUUUGGGAAAAGUCUCCAGUAAAACAAGAUGUUUCAUGCCAGAGUGAAGAAGCAGAUGAAGACAUGGAAUCCUUUAGUUCGGACAGCUGUGAUAGCAUGGAGGCAAGCAUUAUUCAACAAAAGCAUUCCACACCUCAAGUAAUGAAGUUUUCUGUUAGAGCAGUAUCUUCAACACCCAACCAAGAGAACUUUAGUAUCAUCAGCAAACUUACUAAGAAUGCUUUCACACAGACAAAUUACACUUUAAACACUAGAGAUCAAGGGGAUAUAAGUGAGAGUUUGAAAUCCUAUUUCAAUGAGAUGCCAGAAGAUGAAAAUCAUUACCUUCAAAGCAGUAAAAAUAUGUCUUAUUUCAAUACCACAUCUGAGUUAAGUUCUCCAAUGAGCCACAUGUGCAGCAAACUAAACGAUUCCCAGGAAACGCCAGUCACAAACAAGAACUUGGUUAGGAAGCUGAGUCUAAGGUCUAAAACAAUCAUAUGUUCCGCCCUAGAGAAAAGUAAAGAUAUAGUCUUACCUAGGAACAUAUUAUCAAGGCACAAAAGUAUGGAAGAGAAACGUACUUUCUCAAACACUUUUUCUCUCAUUCCUCAACACAAGACGCCGCCUCCUGUAACGGGAAGAGUUCUAUACAAUCCGUUUGAGGUGGACCUGCCAAACAGACUCAGCAAGACAAUUUUUAGUCCAGAUGUCUUUGAUAAUGUCGUCAGCCCAAGCCAGGACUCGGAAGAUUUGAGGUGGACCAUUGAAGACAUUUCCUCCAUUAAUCCUGUUCCUAUUGACGAAGAUUUCUCAAUCCCAUCAGACGACGAGGAUCCAGAGAGGGAGAGUCGAGUUCAACAAGAAAUUGAUAGGUAUUUUAAUGAAACACAUGUUGUGUUAAGUCCUGAUGAUAUACCUAAAUCUACUAGUAUUGUUGAAAUUUUGAAAAAUAACUAUCAUACCGGAGCAGCAGCCUCCACACCAAGAAAAGUUAAUGUAAACAAAUCAAUGAAUUUGAAAACAAGUGCCACACAAACAAAUUUAUCGUUACCUGAAAAUUUACCAUUAGAAUUAGAAGACAGUUUGAGAUCAUAUUUCAAGUAUUUUGAGGCAGACGAGUUCAACCUAAGUCAGUGCAAUCUUAGACGCAAAUUAUUCUUCCACACUGAAGAUGAACCUCCGUCACCUGUGAGGUUUGAAAUGAAUUCUAGUCCUUUAACCAAAGACACGUGGAAAGCUGGGAUGUCACCUCUGUCCAAUGACAAUAGAGCAAGACACUUUACUCCUUUGGGCAAACAACAGGAGUUUUCCUCCCCUGAAAUGUCGCCUGUCGUCGACAACUUUACUUCCAACGUGAAAAAACAUUGUUUGGUGUCCUGCAAGAAAACUCUACAUAACAUCUUUAUUGGAAAUUCUAAUGAAACGAAGACAGUGAGGCGUAGAGAGUCGGUAAACUCUACAGCUGCAACUGGAAGUGAUAUAGACUCUUCGUCUCAACCGGCAAGUCAAGACACGGGCUACCACACAGACGACAGCGGCAACUCACACUUGCACUUCUCUACACCAACACGUACACAGCCUGCAAGUUAACUGUCUGUGUGAUUAAUACACUUUAUACACUUUAGUAAGUAUUUGACAGUCUGCAGAUUUUGCAGUUUAUUAUACAAUAUGUUAUAAUGUUGUACUUGUGUUUUUUCAUGUAAUAACCUGCAGAUUUUGUAGUUUAUUAUACAUUAUGUGAUAAUAUUGCACUUGCCCUAUGUUACAAGUGAUAAAUGUUUACAACUAUGUCGUUUAAAGGUUUUAUAUAUUUGUAUAUCCAUUUUAAAACUUAAUAUGUGUAUAAGGGUGUAACAUAGAGCACAAGGGCCUAGGUUUUUAGGUUUUAUGUUUUUAUCAACAUUUUGUCAAAGAUUGAUUUAUCUUUUUCUUUAAUUAAUAUCAUAUUUUUAAUGCUCUCUCCACUUUUGCAGUAAGGAGUUUCACAAUUACUUUUCAACCUGUAUAUUAGCUUUGUUUAUUAUCGUUACAUUUUUUUAAACUAUACCCCAAAACUAGUUUUUUAUUUUUUUCAACCUACUGCAGCAAAACCAGCUGUUUUCAAUGCGAGGCUACGAUUGCUUCUUUUUCUCUCUAUGGUCUCAAAACAAGAAUGACACCAUUUUUGGAGCUAAUUUAUAAAGGUAAACCACUUACAAAAGUUACAUUUUGUGAAUUAUUUAGCCAAAAGAAUGGUGCAGUAUGGCAUAAAAUAUAGUUUGUCACACAGGCCUAAUGUGUAUUUUUGACACUCGCACAUUUUUUUAUUAGUUCAACUUAAGCUCUUGUCAAAGCGAGUCACUUUAGGUUCUAGUGGUGAAAUAUACUAUUUUGAUGAUUUGGUGAUUAAAACAUGCUAUUAAACAGUCAACCGCUAGUUUCUCAAUAAAUAGGUCCUUGUGAACUUAGGUAGUGUUUGUAAAAAACAAGUUAUCAAUUUUGUUUUACUGUGUUAUGCUCAAACUUGUUUGUAUAUUUACGUUUUUUUUUGUGCCUGAAAAGAGAGUUUGUACUUUAUUCUUUUGGUUGGUUAGUAAAACCAUUUUCUUAUACUACUUACUGUUUCUUAGGCUGUACAGUAGUUAGGACUUAAUCAUGUUUUAGUUGUUUAGAAAAAAAAAUUAUAAACAAACAUGGCUCAAAAAAUCUUUGUCAAAGUACCAACUUACAUUAUACAAAAUAAGACUUGCUACAGUACAACCCCGCUAAUCAGUCAAAUACGGGACUGGGACCAUGGUUGUACCAGUGAAAAGGUUGGAUUAUCCAAGGAGCAUAUUAAAUGACCAAAUUUAUUGUUUAACUGACAUUUGUCGAUCACACGUGAUCAAGGAAGACAAUCAUGAUGUCCUCGUUGUUCAAUAUUUUGCAUGAUCGCAGGAAACGAUGAUGUUUCCUUUACUACAGUAGAUAUUGAGGAAUUUGCUGUGAUCGCAGAUUUUCCUCUAAUAACGGAGUUUCCGUGAUUGUUGAAGACGAUGAUGAUAUCCUUGAUUUUGGGUGAUGAAUGAUAUUUUGCCACGAUCGCAGAGGAUGAUAAAUGUUCCUGUGAUUGCGGAAACGAUGGUCCAUCAUCAAGGGUGAUAAACAAAUGUUUUCCAGAAGUGUAGUAGAUUGUGAUGAUCCCCAAAUGACUUUGAGAAAUGGUCACGAAAUAUCAUGGUAGCUGUGUUAGUUACUACUACUACUGCUGUGCCAUAACAUUGUGACGGAUUAGGCGAUGGCACGGUCGGAAUAGCGUGGCUCUACUGUACCACCAUGUUCAUUAACCUGCUGUACUCAUAUAUUGAGUUUGAAUUGAGUAUUUUAUUUUGGUGGAGUAAUACAUUUUGCAUCUAAGUUAAGAUAGCAGUUUGUUUAUUAGCUAACCAAUAAAGAAAAACCCUUGGGUGCUAUUCAUGUACAUAAUCCUUGUAUUUAAAAUUAAUUAGCUUAAUAAAUGGUACAGUCUGUUAACAAAUAUAGUUCUUAAACGUGGCUAAAGUGUCUUUUCAACAAUAGCACAUUUUUCAACUUAGCUUUGUCUCGGUGAUUGGACUUAAGCUCACUUUGUGCCUUAGGGAUGAAGUAUACAAUUUUUACCUUACAUAAACUAGUUUAUUAGGUUUUACAAGGUUUUACUUUUCUGAUCUUUUUCCUCUCAUCUGACUCUAGCUUUAUGCUCCUCUUACUCCCCGACCUGUUUUAUCUUCCAACCAAGGUUUGGCUUUAACUUUGAAUGGUACAAAUAUACUUCCCGUUCCCAUAAUAUUGAAAAUCUGAAAGGAACUUGUUUUUUUUUUUAAUUUACUUUAAUACUUUUCAAUGAAAUGAUGACCAUACAAAGUAGGUAUUUUAAGUAUUUCAUGUUAGGUACUUUUAUCAACAAUAGGUUUUUUUCUUUUAAUUUAGGGUUGAUUUUAUGAUUUGUGCAAAACCAAGUUGUAAAACCAGAGGACGAGCUGUUGUUUAUAAUUAAUUAGACGGUUUUAUUUGGUUAUUAAACUUGUUUUAAAAUAACAAGAAACAAAUAGUUUACAAAAACACACCCUCAACAUGAGUUACUGUAACUAUAAUUAUUUAAAUUGUCUUCAGCUGAUUCAUAAGGGUGACAAAUCUAUUGGGGAGUUUGUCAGCUUUGCCAUUAGACACAUAACAAUGCUUCAAUAUAUUUCCACCCAAAACUGAAACUUGAAAAUUUUUAUAAAAAUGAUGCUCCAUAUGUAUAGGGGGAAUAAUAUACAGACUGUCCCAAAAAUCCCGGACCGGUUUAGU